Molecule: messenger RNA, 1433 nt
Organism: Glycine soja
Lineage: Eukaryota; Viridiplantae; Streptophyta; Magnoliopsida; Fabales; Fabaceae
Product: dof zinc finger protein DOF2.5-like
Exons: 2
Coding region: 179-952 (257 amino acids)
Biological process (GO): regulation of DNA-templated transcription
Molecular function (GO): DNA-binding transcription factor activity; DNA binding
Source: RefSeq, a predicted model, not a curated record
GUAUAGUCAAAACUGACACAUUUCUUUUCAAACUUUCUUUUUUUCUUUGCAUCAUUCAUAAAGUAAUAAGCCAGCAGAUAAAGCCAUUCCACAAACGAACUAAAACAUUCUUUCUUGCACUAAAGAGCAGCUGCAGACAAACAAGCCUCUUUUGGGGUUGGAUUAGCUGGUGAGAUCCAUGGAAGAUAUAGGUCCGAAUUCAUGCACAAGGCCAGUGACAGAGAAGAAAGCAAGACCCCAAGAACAAUUGAAUUGUCCAAGGUGCAGUUCAACCAACACAAAGUUCUGUUAUUACAACAACUACAGCCUCACACAGCCAAGAUACUUCUGCAAGACUUGUAGAAGGUAUUGGACAGAAGGAGGGUCUCUGAGAAACGUUCCCGUUGGAGGUGGCUCUAGGAAAAACAAGAGGGUCACCUCAUCAAAGGUUCCUGACUUGAAUCCACCAAUUAGCCUCUCAUCAGUCUCAGCCAUUUCUUCCCAAAACCCUAAAAUGCAAGGAGUCCAUGACCUUAAUCUGGCUUUUCCUGCAGCUAUGGACAAGUAUCAUCAUGGCACGUCUCCGUAUGUUGAGAUGCCAAAACUUGAAAUUGGUGGUGAUCACAGUACUAGUCAUCAUAGUCACCACCAUAGCCAUAGCCCUUCUUCUGCAGUUGAGCUACUACGGUCUGGCAUGGAUUCUAGGGGUUUGAAUCCUUAUGCUCCUAAUUCCUUGAUGUCAGGCUCAGAUCAUUCCCUUUAUACACCUGGCUAUCCCAUGCAGGAAAUUAAACCAAACCUUAGCUUUUCAGUUGAUGAUGGAUUUGGAAAUAGAUCAUAUGGGGUUCAAGAGAAUGGUGGAGGGAGGCUUUUGUUCCCUUUUGGAGACAUCAAGCACCUUUCUGCAGGUCUUGAAGUGGAACACAAUAAAGAACAAGGAAAUAAUUCAACUGGAUAUUGGACUGGUUGGUGAAGGGUCUUCAUGGUAAGGAAAGAAAAGAAAUAUUGGGAGAACAUAAAUAUCAACCUGCAUUGUUUUCUUUCUCUUCACUGUUUCUAUCUAUCCGCUUGAAGUUGUUCAGAUCACUAACAAUAGGAUACACAUGGUUACUCUAUUUUGUAUACAUUAUUAUUAUUAUUACAUUUCUAUUCGAGCAAUGUGAGGAUUUUACAGCUCAUCUUGGUUAUUUUUAAUAUGUUUAGAGAGAGAGAGAUAGAAGAAGAGGUGAAUAUAGGGUCUGCUUUUGUCCAAGUCAUGCAAUGCAAUGACCUGUAUUCAUGAAUUCUUCUGUCAAGGAGUAGAUACAUAUCUAUCGAUCACCUUUAUUGAUGUAUGCAUGCUUUCAAAGAUUUGGUACAAAAUGACUUUUGAUGAUUAAGGAAAGAGUCAGAUAUUCAAGUUUGUAACCAUAAUUAUACAUGUAUUGGAUUGGUUUGUGUGUUCUUUCCUAUUA